CCAAUUAUAAUUUUUAAAAAUGAAAUAAGAAAAAGAAUCCCUCAUUAAAUAUCUCAAAAAAAAAUUGAAACCUUACCUUUCCUCUAUAUAAACAAGUAGCCUCCAAACCUUUCCUCUAUAUAAACAAACAACCUCCAACGGAAACCCAGAAAGCCACCCAUCUAUCUUAAAACUAAGUUAUCAUGUCCACUACCACUUCCACUCUCACCAUGAAACCAACUGAGUUCUUUCAAGAAAUUAUUGGAAGUUCUUACUCAAGAAAAUUACUAUUUCAUACCCAUGAUCAAUCACCAACUCCGGCACCAUCCCCAUAUGUAGGCGAUAACAACUUUGAUGCAAAUGUUGUUAUGGUCCUAUCAGUCCUCUUAUGUGCACUCGUUUGCUCACUUGGACUCAAUUCUAUAAUAAGAUGUGCCUUGAGGUGCUCCAAUUUAGUACCAUCUGAAGCUGGUGACAACCACCCCGUUCGCUUGACCAACACAGGAGUCAAACGAAAAGCCUUGAAGAGUUUCCAGACAGUAAGUUACUCUACUGAACUGAAUCUGCCUGGCUUAGAUACCGAGUGUGCUAUCUGUCUCUCGGAAUUUGUACCCGAAGAGCGUGUGAAGCUGCUUUACAAGCCAAUGAAAAGGUGUUAG
Arabidopsis lyrata subsp. lyrata is the source of this 638-nucleotide messenger RNA. Its product is annotated as RING-H2 finger protein ATL78. The transcript is spliced from 2 exons. NCBI's taxonomy places the organism in Eukaryota, Viridiplantae, Streptophyta, Magnoliopsida, Brassicales, Brassicaceae. Gene Ontology annotation, molecular function: transferase activity. Gene Ontology annotation, biological process: protein ubiquitination. The coding region runs from base 183 to 638 and encodes 151 amino acids. The record is from RefSeq and is a predicted model, not a curated record.